This is a messenger RNA of Carassius carassius (crucian carp), 1300 nucleotides long. Its product is annotated as gastrula zinc finger protein XlCGF7.1-like. Gene Ontology annotation, biological process: regulation of immune system process; negative regulation of transcription by RNA polymerase II; regulation of cytokine production. The transcript has 2 exons. Lineage: Eukaryota; Metazoa; Chordata; Actinopteri; Cypriniformes; Cyprinidae. The coding region runs from base 1 to 891 and encodes 296 amino acids. The record is from RefSeq and is a predicted model, not a curated record.
AUGAAGUUGAUCGAAGAAAACGAGGAGGAUGAAGAACUGGAUGAAGAGGAGAAGCAUCAUUUCAAAACUGGGGAAAACCCUUUGAGUCGCUCUAAAACCAAACAGAAAGAUUUAAAGAAGAGAAGAGACAAGAAAUCUUUCAUCUGCACUCAGUGUGGAAAGAGUUCGACAAACAAACAGAGUCUCAAGAGACACAUGAGAGUUCAUACUGGAGAGAAACCUUUCAUGUGUUCACACUGCGACAAGAGAUUCAGCCGAUUAGAUACUCUGAAAACACAUGAGAGGAUUCACACUGGAGAGAAACCUUACACAUGUGAUCAGUGUGGAAAGAGUUUGACAAGCAAAUAUAGUCUUGAGAUUACCAUGAACAUCCACACUGGAGAGAAACAGUUCCCUUGUGAUCAGUGCGAGAAAAGUUUCACAAAAUCAUCAAUCCUAAAGGAUCACAUGAACACACACACUGGAGAGAAACCUUAUGAAUGUGAUCAGUGCGGAAAAACAUUUUUGUGGGCCUCAUCACUAAAGAGUCACCUGAAAGUUCAUUCAAAGGAGAAACCACAUUCAUGUUCUUUAUGUGGAAAGAGUUUUUCACAUCGGCAGAAUUUAAAAUUUCAUCAGAAGAUACACACUGUUGUGAGAGAAUAUAUGUGCUUUGAGUGUGAGAAGACUUUCAUUACAGCUGAACAUUUGAAACAGCAUGAGAGGAUCCACACUGGAGAGAAACCUUACAAGUGUUCACACUGUGACAAGAGAUUCAGUCAGUCAGCACAUCUGAAAUCACAUGAGAGGAUCCACACUGGAGAGAAACCGUAUCACUGCACUGUACGUGGGAAGAGUUUCCGUAAUUCAUCUAAUCUACUCGUGCAUAGCAAAAACAUUCACAGUCAGUAGAUCAUCUUCAGAUCCAGCACUUACAGGUCUGAUUACUCAUCCUCACCAAACAUAACACAAUAAAGCGUCAAGCAAUCAAAUCUUUUCUGUAUAAAUCUGUCCUAACAAAGAAACAUCAUCUUAAGUCCACAUGAACAAAGUUCAUCUUCAAGACGAGCAGUUUCAACUGUAACAUGUUUGUGGGCUUCACACCUGAAGAAUAACCUGAAAGUUCAUAUGACGGAAAAGACACAUUCAUGUCCUUUGUGUGGAAGGAGUUUUUCACAACUGCAGAGUUUAAUAGUAAAUGUAUUAUUUAUUUUUUUUAUGUGUAAGAUAUUCUCAUUCUGGAAGUAAGUAGUUAGAUUUUCGAACUGACAUUCAUUUUCUGAUCCCAUUUUUAUUGUUUUUAAAUUCAUUCUUAUUCUUC